Messenger RNA from Cladocopium goreaui, 2607 nucleotides. NCBI's taxonomy places the organism in Eukaryota, Dinophyceae, Suessiales, Symbiodiniaceae. The record is from the annotation of a GenBank genome assembly.
AUGCCGCCCCAGGCUCGGGUGAUGCCCAAGGGCUCCUCACCCCAGGAGUUGGAGGGUCAAAUGGCCCAGGCCGCAGCACAGCUGCAAGGUCUCAUGAACGCGGUGUCGGCAGGGGCGCUUCAGGGCGCCGGCGGCAACGGGGGAGGCACUGGUGAAGCUGCCAUGGGCGCCGCGGCGGUCGCCGCCUCAGCGUCGGCCAACCUGGAAGUGCUACGCGCGGGGCUGGAGCGCGAGGCGCAGCAACGGGUGCAGCUGGGGGCGGAGACGGCGGAGCAGCUGAAGCAGCUCAGCGACAUGGUCUACGAGCUGAACAGCCGGCAGCAGCAGCAGCAAAGCUCGCAGCAGCAGCAGUUGCAGCAGAACGCAGUGCAGGAAGAGAAGGACCUGGUUCGUUCGGAGGCGCGCUUCGCGGCGCUGGAGCCCUCGGUGUUGCAGCUGCGGGAGGAGCUGGAAGAGAUGCGGAAGAUGCUCUACAAAUGUGGGGCAGACUGCGCCAAGAGGUGUGAUGAGAACGAGGAGAUCUGCAACAAACGACUUGGAGGCGUCCAGGAAGCCGCCUUGAGUGCGGCCCGAGAGCUUUGGGAGGAGCAUCAGGGCGUGGUGGUGGAGUGCAAGUCCAGCCUUAGCGCCUUGCAGCAGAUCUUGGACUCCAAGGACAAGAUAGCCUUGCAAUUGAGAUCUCUCCAGCAACAGCAGCGUGAAGAAGACAAGCAGGAGUUCUGGAGCCAGAUGCAGCUUCGCCACGAACAGCUUCAGGCGAAACUGGCUGACACGGAGCGCGCGCUUCAAACAGAGCAGAACACGCGGAUCGAAGAACAACAGCGAUAUGAGACAGUGUUGUCUCGCCUCGGUCUCGCCCUAGAGAAGGCGCAAGCCGCAUGGCUUCGCGACUCCGCCAAGUUGUCUCAGGAGAUUCACGAGGCCAAGCGCGACUUCAGCAUCGAGAUGGACGGCGAGACGCGCGGCGUGGCGCGGCGCCUGGCGGACGGCCUCGAGGCGCAGCAGAAGUUGGCGGACGAGUUGGAGCGAAAGCUGGCGCUGGCCAAGACGGAGCUGGGCAGCGUCCUGGAGCGCUUGGACAGCACCGCCCGAGCGCAGCAGCAAGAGCUGAGCCCCUUGGCCCGACCUCGUUUUGAACGAGAUGCGGAGGGUCGCUUGAUGCGCCAGGUGAACGACGUGCAGACCAUCCAGGGUGGAAGGACGCAACAGGCAGUCUUCGACAUGAAGGCGGAGCUCGCCAAGCAGGAGCAAGUCUCGGCCGCCCGGCUCUCGGCCCUGCAGAAGGGGCAGGACGAACUGGAAGGUCGAGCCAUGAUGGCCCUCAACAACUUGGAAACUCGAACCCUGCAGAAGAUUCAGGACAGUGCCGACUUGGAGCGCGAGAAGACACGAAAUGAGAUGACACGGGCGCUGGAGGAGGAAAGGACGGAGCGACUGCGAAUGGACGAGGAACUUCGAGAAGAACAUUUGAGGCAUUUGGCCGAGAUGAGAGAGCAAGUGGAUGACAACAAGAAAGAGCUGAAUGAAAUCGUUCAGAACGCAGAGGAGCUUGUUCUGGAGUCAAUCGCAGUCACGCCCGGCUGGUGCCGAUUUUGGGUGUACUUGGAGCGUUUGGUCAAGCGCUUGGAGGAUCAAGUAACAGUCGAGCGGACGAAAACCCGCGAACAGAUCGAGGCCUUCAUCGAGGAAGAACGCAGCGAGAGGCUGAAGGCGGAAGCUGAGCGCUUGACAUCGCUGCAGAAGCGGCUGCAGGCGCAUGAGGAGCUCACCCUUCAACGGCUCAGCGAGCAACGGGCGCGCUGGGAGACGGAGGUAGAGACGCUGCGUCAGAAGUUGGAAGCGCAAGCACUGAAAGAUAAGCAGGACUUGAACAAAGAUCUGCAAGAUUUCGUUCAAGAGGAACGGCAGGUAACCAGUGGACUUGCAGAUGACAUGAGAGUCUUGGGAGGCGAAUGUCAGAGCCUGGCCGAGAGCUUUCAGAAGCACCAGAGCGCAACGGAGCAGAGGCUGGCGCACGAGGCCGCGGCCCUCUCGGCGCAGCUGAGCGUCGGCAACGCCUCGCUGACCGCGCUGCUUGCGCAGCACGGACAGACGCAGCAGCUGGCCUUGGAGACGCGGGCGCGGGAGAUCACUGGUGAGAUCGUGAAAGUCUCCGACGAGCUGGACAAGAUGAACGGCGAAAUCCUGAAACUGAUCGACGACGAAUCGGACAAGGUGAAAGAGAAGCAUUUGGCCAUGGAGAGCCGCGUCGGAACUUUGGAGAUGGCUUUCACCGCGCGCACGGCGGCGCUCGGCGAGCAGGACCAGGUGCUGCAGGAACGCAUGGAGGAAUUGGCACGACAGAACGGGGAGGCCAUCGAAAACAUGCGGGAGACCCUUACCUCAGAGACAGGGAAGCUUUUGGAGCACAUGGGACGUGUCCAAGAUGAUGUGAAAUCCGUCGAGGCCGAAACCCUGCGUCGCUGCGAAGAUAUGGCGGAGGCGCAAAGCGAGGCAAAGAUGGAGAUGGAUAACAUGUUCGGUACCUUCCAAGCAAAUCUGGGGGAACUCGGCGCCAAGAUUGAGGAUGUGGCCAUAUCCCAGUCCAAGAUCCAUACCGAGCUGAAG